AAUAAAAAGAGCGAGUCAACAGCCUGCCCUGCAGUUUUUUCUUUUUUCUUUUUCAGUUUCUAUAGAGAGGAGAGAAUAUAGGCGCCUUAUUAUUUUCUACACCUCUGCAUAGUACUCCACAGAACUCCCUGGAGACACAGCUCAAUCUCGUUUGACAGACAGCUGUACUGCUCGUCAUCAAUCCGGUCUCAAAUAAACUGAAUCUAUUUCCACUUCUGCUCCCCAGUAUUUCAGGGAAGAGUACGAUGGACUGGCUCAUGCGGAGGGGGAUGAAUGAAUAAAUGUUUUGAAGACAUCACUUCUUCGAGAAGCUCAGCUGCAGCCGCAUCCCCUCGUCAUCCUACUCGUCUAACUCCUGUUCUCUCACAUUUGAGUGUCUCAUUUGGUCCCCACAGCUGUUUUCACCAUGACAACAUUUGACUUCUCGGAUGUAGAGGCGUUUUUGGACUGCCACCCAGAUCUCUUCGAGGAGUAUCUCGUUCGAAAGGCGAAAUGUGAUCAGGUAAGCAGAUGGUUGAAGGAGCAUCAGCCGUCGAAAGUGUCCACAGCCACAGAGGAGAGGCGAGGCGCUGCCGGGGACCCGCUCUGGCCGAGCAACCCGGACGGGCUCCGGCGCAGAUCGUCCCACAUGGAGCUGCGACGGAACUUCGCCCGAUCUAAAGCCACCACCGCACACCGGACUUACGACGAGCAUGUGAGCCUGAGUGAACACGAGUCUCAGUCCAGCAUGAGGCGCCGUGCGCUCCUGCGUAAAGCCAGCUCCCUGCCUCCGACCACCGCGCACAUCCUGAGCGCUCUGCUGGAGUCCAGGGUCAACGUGCCUCAGUAUGCAUCCAGCGCCAUCGACUACAAAUACAGACUUAAGGAAACCAACGAGAGGGAGUUUUUCUUGGAGUUAGUGAAGGAUAUCUCCAAUGAUUUGGACUUGACCAACCUCAGUUAUAAGAUCUUGAUCAACGUGUGUAUACUGGUGGAUGCAGACAGGUGUUCGCUUUUCCUUGUUGAGGGACCAGCGCACAAGAGGACACUGGUGUCCAAAUUCUUUGAUGUGCAUUCAGGCACCACUGUCAGACCAUCCUCCAGCACCCUAAACUCCAAUGAAGUGCAGGUGCCAUGGGGAAAGGGUAUCAUUGGAUAUGUGGCAGAGCAUGGAGAAACCGUAAACAUCUCCAACGCAUAUGAGGACCACCGCUUCAGUGAUGAGAUAGACAAAUUAACAGGCUAUAAGACUCAGUCCAUCCUCUGCAUGGCCAUCUGUAACAGCGAUGGAGAAGUCAUUGGUGUUGUGCAAGCAAUCAACAAGAAUCCCAUGGGCACACCCUUUACUGAGGAUGAUGAGAAGGUACUGCAGAUGUAUCUACCAUUCUGUGGGAUAUCGAUUUCUAAUGCCAAGUUGUUUUCUGAGUCUCGCAAGGAGUAUGAAAGAAGUAGGGCUCUGCUGGAGGUGGUCAACGAUCUGUUUGAGGAGCAGACUGACCUGGAGAAGAUUGUAAGGAAGAUUAUGCAGCGAGCACUAACCCUCCUGCAGUGUGAGCGCUGCUCUGUGCUUCUCCUUGAAGACAUUGAUUCACCCGUUGUGAAGUUCUCCAAGACAUUUGAGCUCAUGUCUCCACUGUGCAACAUGGACCAUGACAUCAGGUUAAAAAACAGCAUGGAGAAGCUAUCUUGCUCUGAUUGGCUGAUCAAUAACAGCAUUGCUGAGCUGGUGGCUUCCACAGGACUGCCUGUUAACAUCAGUGAUGUGUGUCAGGACCCACGCUUUGAUGCUGAGGCAGAUCAGGCCUCAGGGUUUCACAUCAGAUCAGUGUUAUGUGUCCCUAUCUGGAAUCGAACUCAUCAGAUAAUUGGCGUCGCACAAAUUCUAAAUCGCCUGGACAGGAAGACCUUCAAUGAUGCAGAUCAGAGACUGUUUGAGGCAUUUGUAAUAUUCUGUGGACUUGGAAUCAACAACACUAUGAUGUACAACCAAGUUAAGAAGACAUGGGCCAAGCAGUCUGUAGCACUGGAUAUGCUGUCCUACCAUGCAACCUGCUCCAAGGUAGAAGUUGACAGACUAAAGGCAGCUAAGAUCCCCCUGAGCAGUGAGUUAGGCAUCGAUGAGUUUCACUUCAAUGACUUCUCUUUGGACAAUGACGCCAUGAUCACCGCGUCACUUCGGAUGUUUCUGGAAUUUGGUGUUGUCCAAAAGUUUAAAAUUGACUAUGAGGUUUUGUGCCGCUGGCUUCUGACUGUGAGGAAGAACUAUCGAACCGUGGCAUAUCAUAACUGGCGGCAUGCCUUUAAUGUGUCGCAGUGCAUGUUCAUUAUGAUCACAACAGCCAAUUUCCAGGAUGUCCUAUCAGAUGCAGAGAUACUGGCACUGAUGGUGGGCUGUCUGUGUCAUGACUUGGACCACCGAGGCACCAACAAUGCGUUUCAAGCCAAGACGGGUUCCGCUCUGGCUCUGCUUUAUGGAACCUCAGCCACCCUGGAGCAUCAUCAUUUCAACCAUGCAGUCAUGAUCCUACAAAGUGAGGGUCACAAUAUCUUUGCAAACCUCUGCUCUAAAGAAUAUAGCAACAUGAUGCAACUAUUGAAGCAGGCUAUUCUCUCCACAGACCUUACAUUGCACUUUGAGCGCAGAACCAAGUUCUUUGAAUGUGUUCUGUCGGGAGAAUUCAGCUGGACAGAUGAAGGACACAGAGAAGUUCUCAGGUCUAUGCUGAUGACAGCAUGCGAUCUGGGGGCCGUCACUCGUCCUUGGAAGAUAUCCAAACAGGUUGCAGAGCUGGUGACAAGUGAAUUCUUUGAACAAGGUGACAGAGAACGGUCUGAGCUUAAGUUGACCCCAGCGGCCAUAUUUGACCGCAAUCGUAAAGAUGAACUACCUGCCUUACAACUGGAGUGGAUAGAUGGGAUAUGUAAACCCCUUUACCAGGCAUUGUUGAAGCUCAACAGGAAAUUGCAGCCAAUGGUAGAUGGGAUAGAUGCCAAUCGAAAUAAAUGGCAAGACCUCUGCUUGUCCUAUCAGCAGAGACGCAGAGCCUCACUGUCCAAUCAGAGUCCUGAAUCAGAUCGGAGUCCCAAGUCUAAUGAAUACACAGGAACCAAUCAGCACCCAGACUCCAAAGAGACUCUAAAGCUGGUUAAAAACACCAAGGUUAGGUCAAAGUCUGAGUGCAGUCAAGAUGUGCGGUCCAGAGUGAACAAAGGUUCCUAUGAUGAUAAUCAAGCAUCAGCUGGCAACAUAACAGCUGCAGGAAUGAAGUAAAGCAAGCUAAGUGUUAAUUAUAGGUGUAUCCAUUAAAUGGCUCACAUGGGACUUUUCCCAUACUCUGUGAUUUUCUAACACAUGGACUACCCUAAAACGAUUUUUAAAAAGUCUGGGUAAAUGAAACGCAGUUUUCAUCUGCUGGUUCUCCCAAGUGUCACUGUGUUAAACUCAGGAGCGUGAAUAAUUCCUGUUGGUCGAACUAUAUUUAAAGGGCAGAUUCCCAUGUUUCUCUCCCUCUCUCUCUCUCUCUCUCUCUCUCUCUCU
Larimichthys crocea (large yellow croaker) is the source of this 3517-nucleotide messenger RNA. It is a transcript of the gene pde11al, whose product is annotated as phosphodiesterase 11a, like. The record is from RefSeq and is a predicted model, not a curated record. Gene Ontology annotation, biological process: signal transduction. Bases 407 to 3250 code for a protein of 947 amino acids. NCBI's taxonomy places the organism in Eukaryota, Metazoa, Chordata, Actinopteri, Sciaenidae. The transcript has 20 exons. Gene Ontology annotation, molecular function: 3',5'-cyclic-nucleotide phosphodiesterase activity; protein binding.